This is a messenger RNA of Prosopis cineraria, 1193 nucleotides long. Its product is annotated as ethylene-responsive transcription factor ERF021-like. Gene Ontology annotation, molecular function: DNA-binding transcription factor activity; DNA binding. Gene Ontology annotation, biological process: regulation of DNA-templated transcription. The record is from RefSeq and is a predicted model, not a curated record. NCBI's taxonomy places the organism in Eukaryota, Viridiplantae, Streptophyta, Magnoliopsida, Fabales, Fabaceae. The coding region runs from base 45 to 623 and encodes 192 amino acids. The transcript has a single exon.
CUCAUUGUCAUCAUUUUCUGCUUUUAACUUCCAAGCUUCUGGGUAUGGACAUGUCUUCUUCUUCAAGAAGCUCUGCUACGACCUCCCACGGCGCUUCGUCUUCUCCUUACAGAGGCGUUCGCAAGAGGAAGUGGGGUAAAUGGGUGUCCGAAAUCAGAGAGCCAGGCACCAAGACUAGAAUUUGGCUAGGCAGCUUCGAGACGCCGGAGAUGGCGGCGACAGCCUACGACGUUGCUGCCCUGCACUUCCGAGGCCGAGACGCUAGGCUCAACUUCCCGGAACUCGCCAUGAGCCUUCCCCGUCCGGCCACCAACAAUGCCGACGACAUUCGCAUGGCGGCUCACGAAGCUGCCUUGAGGCUGAGGACCAAUCAAGCAGCAGCAGAAGGGGACGUCGACGCAGCUGCCGGUGCCGUCGGUGUCGAUGCCGAGGUGGCCCCAGUCACCGUGAGGCUGUCGCCGACGCAGAUUCAAGCAAUCAACGAGUCUCCGUUGGAUUCACCGAGGAUGUGGAUGCAAAUGUCGGAGACACCGAUGUUGGAUGAACAAUACCCGAUGAUGUUUGAAGAGAAUAAUGAUGAGAUAUGGGAGAAUAUGAAGAGUGAUUGUCUUUGGGAUCCUUAAGGUUAAGGUCAUAGGUAAUUCGAUCAUUAUUAUUAAAACGUUUUAUUAAUUAUAGAAUAUAUGAUAUGGCUUAUAACAUUAAGUAUCAGUAACUGAUUAAUUAAAUAGUUAGUUAAUUAAUUAUUGUUUACUUUUUAAUUAUUGUUUAAGUCAUGCGUGAGGAGGGAAAAAGAAAAAGCAGCAGUCAGAUUACGAUACAGUACCGAUCAGCUUUUGUUUAUACUUUAGAAAUUAAAUAGUAUUUCUUAAGAGAUUGAACCUUUUCCUAAUUAAAUAAAUCAUUUUUAAAUUGCACUGUUCAUAAGAAUAUAUAUAUUUUUUAGAUUUGUACAAUGUCAAAAGGGCCUGUCUACUGUAAUACAGGUCAUUUUUUCUAUGCAUUGUAUAAAUCUAAGAAAUAAUUUAUAUCGUUGAUAAGCUUAUGAGCAAUGCACUUUGUUUAAAUUUUUACAAUAUUUUCAGUUGAAAUUAAUUAAAAAAAUUAAUACAUCACUACAGUGUAGAAGUAUAUGUGGGAAUUCGUUGGCAUGCCGCUAAUGAAUGGAAAAGUUACUAUUUAAUGAAACAGUA